AUGCCAUCAAAUUUGUUUCGUUGCUUUAAUUUUCUUGUAAUAGAAGAUGAUAAAGAAAAUAAGGACAAUUUACAAGAGGUCACUAAUCUUUUAAAGGAUUUCGAAUACAACAAUAUUUAUUGUUUCCAUGUGAAAAAUUCACCUAAUCUAAAUAAUUAUAAUUCUAUUAAAAAAUUUUUUAUAAAAGAAUAUAACUAUAAAAGUAUUCAUUUCAUUAUAUCAAAUAAUGUGGAUUUUCUAUUUUAUCAAGUUGCUGCUUUUGAUUAUUUGAUUCCUAUAGUGUCUCUCCAAUGGAUUGAACAAUGUAUUAGCAGAAACCAUCUGUUAAGAACUUUAAAUUUCUCUCCUGAUCCAAAACAUCUCUUAAAGGAUACCACUAUAUAUAUAGUUAGGAACCCAACCAUGACACACACGGAUUAUAGAUUUUAUUCCGAGAUUGUGACGGCAUUAGGUGGUGUUUGUUUAGAUGUAUUAACUAAUAAAGUGACUCACAUUAUAUCUAUUUCAUGUUUCGAUCCAAAUAUGGUAAAAAUAUAUCCAAUGAUUAAAAAUAUAGGGAACACUAAAAUUGUGUAUCCUACAUGGCUUUUGGAAUGUUUCAAAACAUCUAAAUAUGCAGAUGAAAGUAAACAUAAGGUCGAUAUGGCUAUAAAUGAUGAUAACGAUAACGACACUAGGAUAAAUAUUAGUUAUACACGUAUUGACGAACGAUUUGAAGAUCUAUGGGAAGAUUUGGAAAAUUCCUCUGAGCUUUGCUCACAGUCAAUAAAGAAAAAAUACCUUGAAGGUCAUACCUUUAUAAUAGAUCUAGAUUUGUCUCUAUCUUCCAAAAUUUAUAAAUUUUUGAUCCAGUUGAUCAAGUUUUAUGGUGGGAACUUUGUACCUUAUAUUAAACUUGAUGAUAUAGAAAGUAAUAAAAAUAUUGAUUGUUUUAUUGGCGAAUCAAUUAACACGAAAAGUUUUGAGUUGUGUAAAAAAAAAGGUAUCUAUACGGGUAACAUAAUAUGGUUUUUCAAUAUUUGGUUGUUUGAAACAUUAAUUGAUCCAAAAAAAAAGAUGAUUUGGAGUCCAUUUAAAUCUAAACUUUUUAAAUCAAAAGAUUUGAUUCUAAGUCAUACUAAUUAUUUUGGUCAGGAAAGGAUAUACAUUCAAAAAUUAACGGAGAUUUUAGGAGGUAUUACCACAACAUCUUUAUCUUCCCAAAAUACACAUCUUUUAGUUAAAAUUCCCUUUGGUAAAAAAUACUUAAAUGCUACUACAAAAAAACCAAAUUGUAAAGUGAUUAAUCAUAUUUGGUUGGAAAAAUGUUAUUUGGAGGGGGUUAUUCUUGAUACUGACCAAGAUUUAUUUAAAGAUUUUGAUAUCUGUCAAAAAGGUUUAUCUUAUUUUUUAAAUCAAAUAGGUAAUGAUGACAAUUCACAUGAAGCGGACAAAGAUGAGGAGAAUGCUUCAAAAGUGUAUGAAUUAUUUGAAAAGAAUAACAUAACUAAUGAUACUUUUUCAUCAGGUGAAGAGACUGAUAUUGGAUUUUCAACAGCUAAUGAAAAUCAAAUUAAUCCUUUAUUUAAUUAUAUGUCAAUAGACCGAAAGGAAAAUGUUGAUACGAAGGAAGAUGGAUUAAAUUUAAAUAAGUUAAAUAGCAAGAGUGGGUUUCAAAGUGAAAAGGAUAAUCUUGAAUCAAACCAAGUGGAAAGCUCAUUACAAAAUAAAAAGGAUAAUAAGGUUGAGACAGAAGAGGAUAAAUAUCAAGAAUUAUUUGGUUCAUUAUCUGAACCACCUACAAAUUUUAAUACAAACAGCAUUAAUGAUACCGAACAAAUUAUUGAUAAUAAUGAUAUAAGUAGUAACAAUAAUAUUGAUUCAAAUAAUAGUGGGAUGUCACAUACACCUUUGGUGUCUAAACAAUCAUUCAUAAGUGAGGAUAAGAUUUCACGAGCAGAUAGGGAUAUGAUAGUUAAUGAGAUAGAUAAAUUAACCAACAAUGAAAAUAAAUUAUCAAAAACUCUGGAUAAAUCAUUGACACAACCAACAGAUGAUAUUCUUGAACAAUAUAAUCCUACAGAGACAUCAUCUAGAAGGCGAGCAGCCAGAGCAAAAGCAGAAAAAAGAUUGCAUGAAGACAUCGAAUCAUUGAAUGAAUUUGAAAGGAACAAAAAAAAGAAGAGGAUUGGAGAUCUGUUACCAAGUGAAAUUGAAAAAUUAGAGCAUAUAAAAGAGUUGAAGAAUAAAGCUAAAGAGGUUGUUUUAUCUAUGAAGGAAUUAUCUCAUGAGAGUAACAAAGAAGAAACAUUAAAGAAGUUGAAACACUCUUAUAAUGUUAAAGCAUUUGUUACUGGUUGUCACGAUGAUAUAAAUGAACUGGAUAAAGAAAUUUUAUCACUUAUGGGGAUCCAAAUCACUGAAGAUUAUAAAUCAAAGUUGAACUGUAUUAUUGCACCAAAGAAACUUCGUACAGUAAAGUUUUUCAAUGGAUUAAGUUUUCAUCCAUUAGAAUAUAUAUUAACUCCAGAAUUUAUUACAAAAAUACUUGAAUAUGUUCAUCAUAAAGAAAAUCCAGUGGGUGUUAUAAAAUGUGAGGAUUUCAGAUUACAAGAAAUAGAUAAUGAAAUCUUGGAAAAGACAAAAUUAAAUAGUAAAUUAUUUGAGAGAGCUUAUAUAGCAAACGUUAAUAUAACAUCAGAUGUCACUGGUGGGAUUGAAACGAUUUCAUCAAUUCUUAUGAAUCAUGGGAUUAAGAAGGUUCAAAGGAUAGGAAAAAGUCCAUUAUUGGUUAACAAUCAUUCCCAUAAAAGAAUUAUUUUGAAAAGGGGGAAAGCCAUACAUCCACCCAGAUGCGUUAUUAUAGCUGGUUCAAAUUCUAAUGUACGUAAACUGAAGAAACGAUGGAGCACUAUGAAUAAUGACAAUAUGGAUGGAUUGCUCGUUGUCACUUGGGAUUGGUGUGUACAAAGUAUUUUCCAAUUGGACGUCGACUAUAAUGAAAAAAAAGAUGUUUUAUACAGUUCCUUAUAA
This is a messenger RNA of Arxiozyma heterogenica, 3012 nucleotides long. RefSeq names its product Rtt107p (gene RTT107). Gene Ontology annotation, biological process: double-strand break repair; DNA double-strand break attachment to nuclear envelope. Gene Ontology annotation, cellular component: Cul8-RING ubiquitin ligase complex; nucleus. Bases 1 to 3012 code for a protein of 1003 amino acids. The transcript has a single exon. The record is from RefSeq and is a predicted model, not a curated record. Lineage: Eukaryota; Fungi; Ascomycota; Saccharomycetes; Saccharomycetales; Saccharomycetaceae.